GAAAAUAAAAAAAUAACAAUUAAAAAAAUUAAAUGUUUUUUAAUUUUUGCAGCACUAUUCUGACAUAUUUCAGUUAUUUAAUAGUUUCGCAACACUGACUUUUCCUCUGCACAUGGCCAAAAUUCAAAACAAAAAAAAUACAAACUAAUAACAAAGAAUUACAAUGAAUCCGUUUGAAAUAAAAGAUAUACCGGGAAAAGGCCGAGGAAUGGUAUCCACAAAACGUUUUGCAAAAGGAGAUAUUAUUUUGGAGGAGGAGCCUUUUGUUUCUUCGCAAUUUUCUUGGAAUGCUGCAUACGGCUAUGCAGCUUGUAACCACUGUAUGAGACCUUUGGAAACAAUAACUGAAAAUGUACACAGACUUGCAAACAAUCCUUUAGUACAUGUUCCUAUGCAGGAACAAGACCCAACUCUACAUUGGAUAAACCAAUUCACUGAAUGCAAGUUUUGCAAAACACGUUAUUGCUGUGAAGAUUGUCGUAUAGAUGCCUAUAAUAAGUAUCAUCGGUUUAUGUGUUUAGGUAAAUUCGUAGAUGACGAUUCACAUCCCAUAAAUAUACUUAAUGACACCUGGAAAAAAAUGCAUUACCCACCAGAAACGAGUAGUAUUAUGCUAUUAGUACGUUUAAUGGCCAUGUAUUCACAAAGUAAAAAUAAACAGGAGUUUAUGGACCAACUGAAAUCAUUUCAAUCGGAUAUAAUUAACAGAUCAGAAAAUAUUUACCAUAAAAUGCUUGGUGAGAGUUACGAGAAGCAAAUGGAGCAAUUGUUCAUGUCAUUUUGCAAUGCUUUCAAAAGUGAAGAAUUUUCUGAAUUUACCACUCCAGAUUCGUUUAAAGCUUUGCUCGGCUUGGUUGCUACAAAUAGUCAAGGUAUAGCAACAAGUGUCUUAGCAGACUGGGUAAAAAAGGCAUCUGCUAUACCACUGCCUACCCAACAAAAAGAAGUUCUAGAAGAACAUAUUAAUUCAAUAUAUAGCGCAGUAGAUGAAUUCGCUGGUGAAUUUCUUAACAACGAAGGGUCUGGGCUUUACUUGAUACAAAGCAAAAUAAAUCACAGCUGCAUUCCAAAUGCUGCAUCGACUUUUCCAUAUUCAAGUGAUAUUGUUGUGUUAGAAGCGCUUAAGCCUAUUGAACCUGGUGAAGAGAUUUGCAUAUCUUACUUGGAUGAAUGUCAGUUGAAUAGAAGUAGACACUCACGACAAAAGCAUUUAAAAGAAAACUAUAUUUUUGUUUGUUCAUGUCCGAAAUGUAUAGAACAAGCAGGGGAUCCAAAUGAAACAAGCGAAGAUGAGGAGGAUGACGAUGGUAUGGAUUUAGAUAAUGAUGACGAUAUGAUGGAAUAAAUUCACUGUAAAAAUAUAAACAUAAAACACUUACAUCGAAAUCUAUAUAUUUUUUAUGAAAAUACCACGACUUUGACAUCAGAUUUAUUUUUUAUUACAUACUAAAUAACUAAUGUAUGUAUGGAAUUUUAAAAUAAAAUUCUAUUUACA
Messenger RNA from Teleopsis dalmanni, 1495 nucleotides. RefSeq names its product SET and MYND domain-containing protein 5 (gene Smyd5). The transcript has 6 exons. NCBI's taxonomy places the organism in Eukaryota, Metazoa, Arthropoda, Insecta, Diptera, Diopsidae. The record is from RefSeq and is a predicted model, not a curated record. Gene Ontology annotation, molecular function: protein binding. Bases 164 to 1345 code for a protein of 393 amino acids.